AUGGCAAACAGGAGGCGUAGAAAUACCGCUGGGGCUGAUGAGAUUGCUAACGCAAUCCACAAGAUGGUGGAUGCGAUGCAGCCCGUAGCAGCACCCCCAAGAGCCAUGAUUCCCCCUGUGAGACCUGUGACCAUGGAGGACUUCAUGCGUCAUAAGCCGGCGAAAUUCACUAGGAAAGCCACCCCAGAUGAGGCUGACGCAUGGCUCCAAGAGUGCGAGAAGAUAUUCAGAGUGAUAGAAUGCACGGAGGCCCAGAAGCUUAAUUUCACCACAUUUCUGUUGGUGACCGAGGCCGAGUAUUGGUGGAUGAGCAUGCAGCAACAGAUGCUGAACAGAGCUGAAGAGGUGACUUGGGCCAACUUCAGGACGAGGUUCCUGGAGAAGUACUUCCCUGACAGCGCUAAACACGAGCGCGAGGCCGAGUUUCUCACCCUGCAGCAGGGGAACCUGUCAAUACAGGCGUAUGUGGAGAGGUUUGAGUACCUCUCGAGGUUUUAUUCUCAAACAGUGACGGAGGAGUGGCGCUGUAGGAAGUUUGAGGGCGGCCUCAAACAUGAGCUGAGGCGUUUUAUCGUACCACUGAGGGUACGGGAGUUUCCGAUCUUGGUGGAGCAAGCCAAGAGUGUCGAGUAG
This is a messenger RNA of Vigna unguiculata (cowpea), 633 nucleotides long. RefSeq lists its product as uncharacterized. The record is from RefSeq and is a predicted model, not a curated record. NCBI's taxonomy places the organism in Eukaryota, Viridiplantae, Streptophyta, Magnoliopsida, Fabales, Fabaceae.